AUGUCGACAUCUUACUACCAGACCUCCGUUCCGUCGCUGCUCCCGACGCCGCUGCCAACGCCGCUCCCGACGGCGCUCCCGUCGCUGACGUUCCAGCCGUCGUUCCUCGACUGCGAGGCCGGCUUCGGCGUCUUCGACGGCGGCGGGUCGGCCUGCGCCGCCUGCCCCGCGGGCCGCUACGCGAGCGACAACGGCUGCGAGGCCUGCGCCGGCGGCAGCGUGCCGAGCGGCGGCGCCUGCUUCCCCGGGACCUGGGCCGCGUCGCGCGUCGACAACGCCACGGGCGCGCCCGCGCACGCGCCCGGCGUCGUCGACCACGAGGGGAGCUGCUACUACUUCGAGGCCGGCGGCAGCACGUGGACCGCGGCCGAGCGGUCCUGCAACUCGCUCGGCGGCCACCUCGCCUGCGUCUCCGGGCCGAGCCACGCGCGCUUCGUCGCCGAGCAGGCCGAGCUGCGGGGCGUCGCGGCGAUGUGGAUCGGCAUGUCCGAGCGCGGCAACGAGAAGGCCUUCUCCUGGACGAACCCGGAGUGCUGCUCCGACUAUCGCAACUGGUACGAGACGACGGACGCCGAGGGCACCACCACGCGCGAGCCCACGGAGGACAUCGAACUCAUCUCCUACCGCUGCGUCCGCAUGGGCGCGACGGGCGAGCUCUGGGACGAGAACUGCCGCGCGCACUUUGGGUACGUCUGCCAGGCGCCCGUGCUCUCCGCGGCGACGGCCUGCGCCGCGUGCCGCAGCGGCACCUACGCCGCGUCCGGCGCGUCGACCUGCGCCGCGUGCCCGUUCGGCAAGUACGCGCGCGGCGAGGGCCACGCGCGGUGCGACGCGUGCCCGACGCGGUCGCCGGCGAGCCUGUUGGGCACCUACUUCGCGCCGGAGACGACGGCGAACGCCGGCGGCUCCGUGCUCUGCGGGGGCAACCUCGGGCGGGCCCAGCGCAGCGCCUACAUCGUCACCUCCGUCUUCACGGCCGCGGGCCCCUUGCUCCUCGGCACGGCCGCCGUCUUCCUCCAGGUGAACGUCGGCGGCUUCCUCGUGAGCCGGGGCCUCGCGGGCUGGCCGACGCGCGUCCACGCCUACCGGAGCGAGCUCAUCCCCAUGGUCUUCGGGUCGUCGCUCGUCGCGAGCUCGCUCCUCGGCGGCGCGCUCUUCGCCGCGUGGCUCCAGCCCCUGCGCCAGCGGUCCGAGUCCUGGCCCUACAAGGGCCGCCUCGCGGCGACGUCCCUGGCCAAGGGCUGCGACCCGGGCGAGCGCCACGCGUCGCUCGUCGCCGGCACGGUCUUCCUCGCCGUCGCCGCGGUCUGCUUCUUGUGCUGCGUGCCGGUCGUCGACGUCGGCGCCGUCGCCCGGGAAGUCUAUCGCUGCGUCGUGCGCCUGCGCCUGCGGCGCGACUUCCUGCGGCAGACGCGCAAGUGGGAGCGCGAGCGCGCGGCGACCGAGGCCAAGGUGAAGAACAUCUCGAGCUUCGCCUGCACGCUGUGCCGCCAGCGGCGCGCCGCGGCGCUGAACCUGCCCUGCGGCCACCAGUUCCUGUGCAACGAGUGCGCGGACCGCUUCCGCGAGGAGAACGGCGCCAUCUGCAACGCGUGCCGCGCGCCGAGCGACGUCCGCGACGUCAUUUUACGGACGGGCGCGUCGUCGCGGAAGCGGGACGACGCCCAGGAGGUCGGCCCCCUCGGGAACAUCGAGCUCGCGCCCGUCAAGGCGAGCGCUCUCGAGCGGCGGACGUCGCGGUCCGCGUCCGUCGCGGAGCUCCGGGCGGCGAUCGCGGCGACGAAGCGCGCGCGGCGGGGCGCGCAGCGGCGGUUCCUCGCGUCGGCCUGCGGCGUCUGCGGCGAGUCGAAGGAGCUGGUGGUGGACACGCCCUGCGGCCACGCGACGCUGUGCGCGGCGUGCGCGGCCGAGUUCAGGGGGCGGUCGCCGGUGUGCAGCCGCUGCGGCGAGGCGAGCGAGAUCGUCGCGCCGACCCUGGAGCUGUGCUGUUCGAUUUGUUUCGACUCCGUGUCGGCGCAGUACCUCGUGGCUCUGGGCGCCUGCGGCCACCAGCUCUGCACGUCGUGCUCCGUGGGCUACGUCCGGUCGUGCCUCGGAGACGUCGCGGAGCUCGUCCGCGACGACGGCCUGCGGUGCCCGCUGCACGUGGGCGGCUGCGACGGCGUCGUCACCGUGGACGUCGUCGAGCGCCUGGUGACGCGGCCCGUGCGCGACGACAUGGCCGAGGAGACGCUGCCGCUGCGGAGCGACGAGUUCGAGCGGUUGGUGCGGUUCUUCUACGAGGCGUCCAUCGACGUCGCGGAGCGGUUCUACUGCACGCACCCGACCUGCGCGCGGCUCUUCGCCGUGCCCCACCGCGACGCGCUCGUCAAGUACGGCGCGGGCGCGGGCAGCAGCCAGCGCGCGGUCCGCGAGGGUCUAGCGCGGCUGCCGCGGCGGCUCACGAGCUCCAUGCUGGGCUUCGCGCGGCACCUGGCGCAGCAGCGCGACAACCCGCACGCGCCCCUGCCGGAGGGCGUGGACGACGAGUUGGAAGGCGGCGCCGCGCCCGACGACUUCGAGGGGCCGCCGCCGUUCGUCGCGUGCCCGCACUGCAACCGGCGGUCCUGCGUGCGCUGCCGCGUGCCCGCGCACGCACUAUUGACCUGCGAGCAGGUCAAGGACGGCCCGGACCCGACGGCGACGAUGGCGUUCGUCGAGGCGACGUCGAAGCCGUGCCCGCAGUGCGCGUUCCGCAUCACGCACUGCCACGGCCACGCGUGCCACCACAUCAAGCCGGGCACGGGCUGCCUUAACUGCGGCACCCACUUCUGCUACGCGUGCCUCCAGCGCGGCACGUCGGGCUCCGUCUGCGGCUGCCGCCUCUUCUGCUCGAACGACGGCGUCGAGGACCACGUCGCGCUGCGGCCCUACCCGCGCGACACGCGCUGCGGCUGCACGUUCUGCUCCGACUGCCGGCCGGGCCGGCCCUGCUCCCAGUGCAACGGCGGCUGCGUCGUCUGCCGGGGCGUCGUGCCGCCGGGGCCCGCGUCCGCGGACGAGAUCGACGCCUGGGCGCCGGGGCGCUUCCGCGACGGCGACGACGCCGCGCUCGCGGACGUGGACCUGGGAGCGUAA
Aureococcus anophagefferens is the source of this 3117-nucleotide messenger RNA. RefSeq lists its product as hypothetical. Gene Ontology annotation, cellular component: ubiquitin ligase complex. The record is from RefSeq and is a predicted model, not a curated record. Gene Ontology annotation, molecular function: ubiquitin-protein transferase activity; ubiquitin binding; zinc ion binding. The coding region runs from base 1 to 3117 and encodes 1038 amino acids. The transcript is spliced from 2 exons. Gene Ontology annotation, biological process: proteasome-mediated ubiquitin-dependent protein catabolic process; protein linear polyubiquitination. Lineage: Eukaryota; Pelagophyceae; Pelagomonadales; Pelagomonadaceae.